Podarcis raffonei (Aeolian wall lizard) is the source of this 3168-nucleotide messenger RNA. It is a transcript of the gene GLT8D1, whose product is annotated as glycosyltransferase 8 domain containing 1. Gene Ontology annotation, molecular function: glycosyltransferase activity. The coding region runs from base 269 to 1387 and encodes 372 amino acids. The transcript is spliced from 10 exons. The record is from RefSeq and is a predicted model, not a curated record. Gene Ontology annotation, cellular component: Golgi apparatus. NCBI's taxonomy places the organism in Eukaryota, Metazoa, Chordata, Lepidosauria, Squamata, Lacertidae.
GAACUUGUCGUUUCAGCGCAUCGGGUGAAUAAGGCUGCCCUGCGCGGCUGCGCCUAUUUUGCGCAUUUGUUUUUUUUCCGAUCAGGCACCGCGUGGGGCAGCUACUUGAGCCGCUGACAACUUUGCGCUGUUGAGUUGGCAUUUCUCUCGCGGGUGCCAGACUGCGCGGAGGGAAGCAGGAGCUGGAGGGUCGCUCGCUUUCUGGAGAAGGAGCAGGUAAAGAGACAUUUGAAGAGGCUCAACACUUCAUCCAGAGUGAAAGGAAGAAAUGACGUUCAGAAAAGUAAACAUUUUCAUUUUGGUGCUUGCUGUUGUUAUAUUUUUGCUAGUGUUGCAUCACAACAUAUUGGGUCUCAGCGAUCUCUUGAAAAGGGAAUUAUCAGAUUCAAGUCCAUUAGGCCUCCAACCGAUAGAUUUUAUACCUGAGGCACCUCAAAGGUUAACAGAGGACUGGAAUGACAAGGAGAUUCCUGUGGUCAUUACAGCAUCUGAUGAUAGGCUUGGUGGGGUAAUUGCAGCUGUGAACAGUAUUCAGCAGAACACCAAGUCCAAUGUGGCCUUCCAUAUUGUCACCUUGAAUGACACAGUGGACCAUCUGAGAUCAUGGCUUAGUAAAACUAGUCUGAAAAAUGUGAAAUACCAAAUACAUGAUUUUGACCCUCGUAUGCUGGAUGGAAAAGUGCAGGUUAAGUCUGAAAUGCCAGACUCGAUUAAACCUCUCACCUUUGCAAGAUUCUAUCUGCCUAAUUGGGUCCCUAAUGCAGAAAAGGCCAUUUACUUGGAUGAUGAUGUGGUUGUUCAAGAUGAUAUCUUUGAACUUUACAACACUCCACUGCAACAGGGUCAUGCAGCUGCAUUCUCAGAUGACUGCGACUCUACCUCAAAUAAGUUUGCAGUUCGUGGAGCAGGAAACCAGUACAAUUACAUUGGAUUUCUCGAUUAUAAAAAAGAAGCAAUUCGGAAGCUGUCCAUGAAAGCAAGUACCUGCUCUUUCAAUCCGGGUGUCUUUGUUGCAAAUCUAACUGAAUGGAAACGACAGAACAUCACUCAGCAACUGGAGAAAUGGAUGGUGCUUAAUGUUGUAGAGGAAAUAUACAGUCGGACUCUUGCAGGCAGUAUCACUACACCCCCUCUGCUCAUUGCAUUUUACAAGAGACAUUCAAACCUUGAUCCUAUGUGGAAUGUGCGCCAUCUUGGUUCGAGUGCUGGCAAAAGAUACUCUCCACAGUUUGUGAAAGCUGCCAAACUACUCCAUUGGAAUGGACACUUCAAACCCUGGGGAAGGACCGCAUCCUACGCAGAUGUUUGGGAAAAAUGGUACAUUCCUGACCCUAGUGGCAAAUUCAACUUGAUUCGGAGGCACACUGACACUUACGAGGCAAAAUAAGAUGGAAGUGAUACACCCCAUAUUCUUCUCAGGAACCAGACAAGACCAUAGAGUGCAGUUGGUAAUGCUACAUCCAUUCAGAGUUUUAAAAUGGAGACACACUUAAGUACUUGAAAUGCAUGCUUAAGAGAGGAAGCCUCUUUAAGCAGAGGAACCUCCACGAAACUAGCAUUUUCAACCAGAUGGGAUAUUAAAGAAUGACCUUCUAGGGAUAAAAUGUUUCAGUAGACACUGCACCCAAGACUUUAUCACAGCUGGUGCUGGGAGAGUGUCUCGUGUUGCACAGCAACUUGAUGUACUAAAAAGCUGCUACCACUUUUUACUGUUACUUAACCUGUGAAUAUAAGCUUUUUGGUGGAUCCCUCCUAUUGCUUGAAGAUCCAUUCAGAUUCUUACAGCUAAUUUGAAGUUUGAUUGUGGAUUUAAAAAAAAAAAUCUGCGUUCCAAACACUAUUUUUAUAGUAAAGUUUCUUUUAAUAAAACUAUCCAUCAACAGUAAAGCAGCCCUUAUUUCUUAAAAAAUGAAUUUUAUGAUUUGAUUUAUAUUCAGAUUUAUGGAUUGUGUGCAGGCAACUGAAAUGUGAAUGGUAACUUGUGCUUCACAAUAUAUCACUCCCUCGGUGCCCACGUAGCAGUUCGAAAGCAUGUCAAAGUGCAAGUAGAUAAAUAGGUACCCUUCCGGCGGGAAGGUAAACGGUGUUUCCGUGCGCUGCUCUGGUUCGCCAGAAGUGGCUUGGUCAUGUUGGCCACAUGACCCGGAAGCUGUACGCCGGCUCCCUCGGCCAAUAAAGCGAGAUGAGCGCCACAACCCCAGAGUCGGUCACAACUGGACCUAAUGGUCAGGGGUCCCUUUACCUUUUAAUAAACUAAUUGUACUUGAGUUCCUAUCAAUUUGGAAGCAAAAUCCCACCCUGCAAAAGUUAGUGGUUUUUAUGUGUUCAGUGAGCUCCUUGCAUAUGCUGAUCUAUAAACAUCUGUACAUCUAAAAGGGGGGGAAAUGCCCACUGCCACCAAGCUAAGGAUCUGUGAGUUUCCAGGACUUGAGGUUGAUAGUGAGCCAACAGAUACAAAAAAAUCUUAACACAUUCAUAUUAAAUACAAUGGUACCUCAGGUUACAUACGCUUCAGGUUAGACUCUGCUAACCCAGAAAUAGUACCUCAGGUUAAGAACUUUGCUUCAGGAUGAGAACAGAAAUUGUGCUCCGGCAGCGCAGGAGGCCCCAUUAGCUAAAGUGGUGCUUCAGGUUAAGAACAGACCUCCGUAACGAAUUAAAUACUUAACCCGAGGUACCACUGUACUAAACAAUAGGAACAUGUGUCAUUUUGCUGCUAACUUUAGCAGGUGAGAACAGCCCAAACAUUGUCUUUCAACUUCUUGAAAACUGAGCGAGGGCCCAUUGGUGUAAAAGGCUGCCAGUAUUAUGGGACCUGCAUCCCUUCUUUGUCCUUGGACCUUUUAAAUUUUCUUAUUUUUCGAACCUAUGGUCUGUAUGUGCACAUUCUAAGCUUGGAAGCCCAUGAGCUUGGUGGUCAUGAGCCUGAGACUAAAUGAUCAUCGUUCCUCUGUCAUUGGUUCAGUUGUAUGUGCAAUUACAAGUUAUGGCAAGAUAGCUGCUUGCUUCGCUGAGUGAAAAAGAACAUGGAGGUUUAUGAACAGCAUUACUAAUUGUAUAAUGCCUUCCUGGCGGACAAGUUGAAUAAAAAACCCUUGCUGCUUUUGUAUAUAAUUGAAGAACCACACAUUUCAGUUAAAAGCAUAUUAAAAAGUGAAGUUUUCUGUG